This is a messenger RNA of Cyprinus carpio (common carp), 689 nucleotides long. RefSeq names its product yippee-like 2b (gene ypel2b). The record is from RefSeq and is a predicted model, not a curated record. Lineage: Eukaryota; Metazoa; Chordata; Actinopteri; Cypriniformes; Cyprinidae.
CAGUGUGAUCGUGCCCCGACUAAACUUGGUUUACAUGCACCACGUCCACACUCCACACUGACCGCGAGAGAAGCGCGAGACGAGGGAGUUUGUUGUGAUAGGAAUGCACAGUGAGAGUUUACAGUGAAUCCUGAUUUACUUUCACAGGAGAGGAGCACGUGUCACUGUCUCACCACCUCGAUUUCUUCUUUUCAAAGGUGUAUACCUCCCACCCCGCCCCACCACGGCCCUCACCUGUGUGUUGCGGUGCUUCCCUUGUGAGCCGACUUGGGCCGGCAGCCCCUUCUUGCACCGCCCGCCGACCCGGCCCAUGGUCACCAUGACGCGCUCCAAAACUUUCCAGGCAUACCUGCCCAGCUGCCACCGCACCUACAGCUGCAUCCACUGCAGAGCACAUCUCGCCAACCAUGACGAACUCAUCUCCAAGUCGUUUCAAGGAAGUCAGGGCAGAGCGUAUCUGUUCAACUCUGUGGUGAACGUGGGAUGUGGUCCUGCAGAGGAGAGGGUUCUGCUCACAGGCCUUCACGCAGUGGCAGACAUCUACUGCGAAAACUGCAAAACCACACUGGGGUGGAAAUAUGAACAUGCCUUUGAGAGCAGUCAGAAGUACAAGGAAGGCAAGUUCAUUAUCGAGCUCGCCCACAUGAUCAAGGACAACGGCUGGGACUGAGCGAGCGUCCUGGAGAGAG